AUGCCAGCUUGGAGCAGGUUGUAGGCGGCUGAGUGCGACCGCUCGGCGCAUGCGCCCCUCGACCCAGGGCUGCGUUCGGCGUUUGUAGGCGCAACCGGCCAGGACGUCUUGAAUUAAUCUUCUGCAUAAGAUUCUGAAGCUGUGACACCAUUGAGGAACACUUAUGGGAUCUCUGAAACGGCUCCCAUUGCAGCUGGACUUUGGAGGUUUAACCCCAGCUGUUUAAAGAUGCCUGAAAUAAAAGUCACUCCCUUGGGAGCUGGCCAAGAUGUGGGCCGGAGCUGCAUCCUUGUGUCCAUCGCAGGGAAAAAUGUCAUGCUGGAUUGUGGGAUGCACAUGGGCUAUAAUGACGAUAGGCGAUUUCCUGACUUCUCCUACAUCACUCAGAAUGGAAGGCUGACUGACUUCCUGGACUGUGUCAUCAUCAGCCACUUCCAUUUGGACCACUGUGGGGCCCUUCCGUACUUCAGCGAGAUGGUUGGCUACGAUGGACCCAUUUACAUGACCCACCCAACCAAGGCCAUCUGCCCCAUCCUCCUUGAGGACUUCCGGAAAAUCACUGUGGACAAGAAAGGGGAGACCAACUUCUUCACCUCCCAGAUGAUCAAAGAUUGCAUGAAGAAAGUGGUGGCCGUCCAUCUUCAUCAGACAGUGCAGGUGGAUGACGAGUUGGAGAUUAAGGCGUAUUACGCAGGGCAUGUUCUUGGGGCAGCCAUGUUCCAGAUUAAAGUCGGCUGCGAGUCAGUUGUUUACACUGGUGACUACAACAUGACUCCAGACAGGCAUUUAGGAGCUGCCUGGAUUGACAAAUGCCGCCCUGAUCUGCUCAUUUCCGAGUCCACCUACGCCACGACCAUUCGAGACUCCAAGCGCUGCAGGGAGAGGGACUUCCUGAAGAAGGUCCACGAAGCCAUCGAACGAGGCGGGAAGGUCCUUAUCCCUGUCUUUGCUCUCGGACGGGCUCAGGAGCUCUGCAUUUUAUUGGAGACUUUCUGGGAGCGAAUGAACUUGAAGGCUCCCAUCUACUUCUCUACGGGGCUGACGGAGAAGGCCAACCACUAUUACAAGCUCUUCAUCACGUGGACCAACCAGAAGAUCCGGAAGACGUUUGUCCAGAGGAACAUGUUUGAGUUCAAGCACAUCAAGGCCUUUGACCGGACCUUCGCUGACAACCCAGGGCCAAUGGUUGUGUUUGCCACACCAGGAAUGCUUCAUGCUGGGCAGUCCCUCCAGAUCUUCAAGAAAUGGGCCGGGAACGAGAAGAACAUGGUAAUCAUGCCAGGAUAUUGUGUGCAAGGAACUGUCGGCCAUAAAAUCUUGGGUGGUCAGCGGAAGCUGGAAAUGGAAGGAAGGCAGAUUCUGGAAGUGAAGAUGCAAGUGGAGUACAUGUCCUUCAGCGCCCAUGCGGAUGCCAAGGGCAUCAUGCAGCUCAUCCGCCAAGCGGAGCCGCGGAACGUCCUCCUGGUCCAUGGGGAGGCGAAGAAGAUGGAGUUCCUGAAGCAAAAGAUUGAGCAGGAAUUCCAUGUCACCUGCCACAUGCCUGCCAACGGGGAGACGGUGACGGUUCACACCAACCCCAACAUCCCUGUGGACGUUUCGCUUGGGCUGCUGAAGAGGGAGCUCACCAUAGGCCCCUUGCCAGACUCCAAGAGGCCAAAGCUCAUGCAUGGGACCCUGAUCAUCAAGGACAAUAGCUUCCGCCUGGUCUCUCCCGAACAAGCACUCAAAGAACUAGGCCUGGCGGAGCACCAGCUGAGGUUCACCUGCCGCAUCCACUUCCAGGACCCCCGCAAAGAGCAUGAGACAGGACUUCGUUUAUACAACCACCUGAAGACUUUCCUGAAGGACUAUUCUGUUCAACACCUCUCUGACACCUCCAUAAUGGUCGAGUCCAUCCUGAUCCAGGUUACAGUGCAAUCGGAAGAUCCUGCAACUAAACUUCUGCUGGUGUCGUGGACGUAUCAGGAUGAAGAAAUGGGUAGCUACGUGACCUCCCUGCUGAAGAAGGCGCUGCCUCAAAUCACGGCAUGAGUCUCCCUUGGACAUGUAAAGAAAAAUGUAAAUACUUAAGUUUGUGUGUGUUUUUAACAAAUUAAAACGCAGGAGUUUUAGUAUUUAA
Molecule: messenger RNA, 2119 nt
Organism: Lacerta agilis (Sand lizard)
Lineage: Eukaryota; Metazoa; Chordata; Lepidosauria; Squamata; Lacertidae
Gene: INTS11
Product: integrator complex subunit 11
Exons: 18
Coding region: 229-2031 (600 amino acids)
Biological process (GO): snRNA processing
Cellular component (GO): nucleus
Source: RefSeq, a predicted model, not a curated record